This is a messenger RNA of Ruditapes philippinarum (Manila clam), 893 nucleotides long. Its product is annotated as caveolin-3-like. The record is from RefSeq and is a predicted model, not a curated record. NCBI's taxonomy places the organism in Eukaryota, Metazoa, Mollusca, Bivalvia, Venerida, Veneridae. The coding region runs from base 199 to 582 and encodes 127 amino acids. Gene Ontology annotation, molecular function: molecular adaptor activity. Gene Ontology annotation, biological process: caveola assembly. Gene Ontology annotation, cellular component: caveola. The transcript has 2 exons.
UACUCCUUUUUGUUUGCUUUCUCACUUAAACGCUUGUUUGAGCAAUACGGUUUCUUGCUGUAGCCAUUGUUACCGUAGAAACGGUAUACGGGUAUAUAACUGGCGGUGUGUAGGGGCUUGCUACCAGAGCUUUGACAGCCCAGUCCGGCAACUCACGUGAAUAUUUAGCAAAGUCUGUGAUAGAUUUAAAAAGUCAAAAUGGCUGAUUCUCUCGAUCUCAUUAACCGUGAUCCAAACAACAUCAACAAUCAUUUGCAAUGCUGCUUUGAAGAUGUCCUGGCUGAACCUGAAGGUACCCACAGUAUUGACUGUGUGUGGAAACUCUCCUACAGUUGCUUCAACAUGUGGAAAAGCUGCUGUUAUAAGCUGUCAACAAUACUCUGUGGCAUAUGCAUUGCGGCUGAAUGGGGAUGUGACUUUGCGGCUGCUUCCUUCUACCACAUCUGGUGCUUCACACCAAUGUUUAAGAUGUUGGACAUCAACUGUGGAUGCAUGAAAAAGAUGUACACUCAAUGUGUCGCCUGUUGCAUCGAGCCUUGCUGUAUUGCAUGUGGUCAACUCUUCCAUCACUUUAAGAAAUAAAGAAAACUGUGUUAGAAUAAUAACGACUAACUGUGAUAAAAUAUAUAUCAUUAAACUGUUCGGAUAAUAAAAUCAAAAAUGAAAACAUAAAAACGAAAUAAAAAUAACAGUAUGAAGAACAGUCGAAUGUUUUAUAUAAAAUGUGAUAUACAAUAUGAAACGGUUUUAGAUAUUAAAUAUAUUUAUAAACAUGCAUGUUGUAGGGUUUAAAUGUUUCUGUUGAAUGUUCAGUCAUAACGGGUUUUAUCAUUUUAAUUGCACGGUAGUAAAUUCUAUAAUAUGCUCAAAUAAAUUUGUUUCUUUUAUAUGUA